Molecule: messenger RNA, 4286 nt
Organism: Syngnathoides biaculeatus (alligator pipefish)
Lineage: Eukaryota; Metazoa; Chordata; Actinopteri; Syngnathiformes; Syngnathidae
Gene: slc7a8a
Product: solute carrier family 7 member 8a
Exons: 11
Coding region: 360-1928 (522 amino acids)
Biological process (GO): amino acid transmembrane transport; neutral amino acid transport
Cellular component (GO): membrane
Molecular function (GO): neutral L-amino acid transmembrane transporter activity; L-amino acid transmembrane transporter activity
Source: RefSeq, a predicted model, not a curated record
AGCGCAAAAAGCUGACAGCAGAGCGGAUGUUUACGCCGCGCGGCUGAUUCAACAUGCUCCUGCCCCCUCUUCAAAGCCAAAACGCAAUUUUCCUGUGACGGACCGGGACGGUUUGCGCACACGGUGCCGUUUGGAAUAUGCGCCUUUGGCGCAAGGCGCGGACUCUGCGUGUGUCGCCCUUGUGGAUUUCUGUUUCCAUGCGCGUGUUUUCGGGCAGCUUCCUUGUGCAAGCGCUCGUGUCGCAGGCCGCCGCCCGUCAGAGCGGAUAGAGCGCCUCGACGUGCGUUUUGCUUUGUGCGCCGGGACGACGUAGGAUAGGCGGGGGACACUAACUCGGAAGACGCGCAAUCUUUUUCAACAUGUCGGACGGUCCCAGACAGCGAGGCGCUUCUUCCAAGGAUGCUGCCGGCGAGGAGACCGGAGAAGGAGGAGGAGGAGUUGCUCUCAAGAAGGAAAUUGGCCUUGUGAGCGCCUGCGGUAUCAUAGUUGGUAACAUUAUUGGCUCGGGAAUCUUCGUCAGUCCGAAGGGCGUGAUGGAGAACGCCAGCUCGGUGGGCGUGGCCCUCGUCGUGUGGAUCAUCACGGGCAUCAUCACCGCCAUCGGCGCGCUCUGCUACGCCGAGCUGGGCGUCACCAUCCCCAAGUCGGGGGGGGACUACUCCUACGUGAAGGAUAUUUUCGGAGGCCUGGCCGGGUUCCUGCGGCUGUGGAUUGCCGUGCUGGUGAUCUACCCGACCAACCAGGCCGUGAUCGCGCUGACGUUCUCAAACUACGUCCUGCAACCGCUGUUCCCCACCUGCUUCCCGCCAGAGUCCGGCCUGCGUCUGCUGGCUGCCGUUUGUCUCCUCCUCUUGACCUGGGUGAACUGCUCAAGCGUGAGGUGGGCGACCAGGGUGCAGGAUAUAUUCACGGCAGGGAAGCUGCUGGCGCUGGCCCUCAUCAUCAUCAUGGGAAUCGUGCAGAUCUGUAAGGGAGAGUACUACUGGUUGGAGCCAGCCAACGCCUUCGAGCCCUUUCAGGACUACGACGUGGGAUUGAUAGCCUUAGCCUUCCUGCAAGGCUCCUUCGCCUACGGGGGUUGGAACUUCCUCAACUAUGUGACGGAGGAGCUCGUGGAUCCUUACGUGAACCUACCCCGCGCCAUCUUCAUCUCCAUCCCGCUGGUGACCUUUGUCUACGUCUUCGCCAACAUCGCCUACGUCACGGCCAUGAGUCCGCAAGAGCUGCUGGCCUCGAACGCCGUAGCCGUGACAUUUGGCGAGAAGCUCCUGGGAGUGAUGGCGUGGAUCAUGCCCAUCUCGGUUGCUCUGUCAACUUUCGGGGGAGUCAACGGUUCCCUAUUCACGUCAUCAAGAUUGUUCUUCGCGGGGGCCAGAGAAGGGCACCUCCCGAGUCUGCUGGCCAUGAUUCACGUCAAACGCUGCACUCCUAUCCCGGCUCUGGUCUUCACCUGCCUGUCCACGCUGCUCAUGCUGUGCACCAGUGAUAUGUACACCCUCAUCAACUACGUAGGAUUCAUCAACUACCUCUUCUACGGCGUCGCUGUCGCCGGGCAGAUUGUGCUGCGGAUAAAACAGCCCAACAUGCACAGACCCAUCAAGAUCAGCCUGAUUUGGCCGGCGAUUUAUCUUCUCUUUUGGGCCUUCCUGGUCAUUUUUUCACUUUACUCCGAGCCCGUGGUCUGCGGCAUCGGCCUGGCCAUCCUGUUCACCGGCGUGCCCGUCUACUUCCUGGGUGUCUACUGGGACAACAAGCCAAAGUGCUUUGACGCAUUUGUCGACAAGAUGACAUACUUGGGUCAGAAGUUCUGCGUGGUGGUUUAUCCCGCGGAGACGCCGAGCGACGGAGACGAGGGCGAGGAAAUGAAGGAGGCCAGGUCCCCUCUGUCCAAAGAGCAAGCCGAAACUAGCAAAUCGGCGGACUGCUGAAGCGACGACGUCUGUGCCAGAGUUCGACGUAGAUUUUCUUACCCCCUCUCUUACUCCAUCUUUUUUUAAUCUCUGUGCCAAAUAUGCUGUGAUAUUUUUUUUUUUGAGAAAUCUCACCCCCAUAAUCUUUCACCAGGGUAUUUUUUUUUCCCCCAAAUGUGCAAUUUAAAAAAAAAAAAAAAAAAAAGGUUCGCUCAUCGUCUUCACACUCCUGUAACAGUAUCAUCCCAAUACUUUCUUCUUAUUAUUAUUAUUUUUGUUAAAUGACUUCACUGUGAGGACAGCUUUGUUUACUUUUAUUUCAACCUUGUACAUUUUUGCUUUUUCUACAUAUUCAUCACACCAAAAUUGAUUGUUUGAAACCAAAAGCUUUCACGUGGCGAAGUACGUGAAGCGCAAAGAUCCCAGAAUGCAGCUCUUGUUUUGUCAUUGGGUCGAUUUAGGUUGGGGUUUUUUUUUUUCCUUCUUUUUUUGCAAUAGUUUAAAAAAUGUUUAAUUUUAGAUCCCAGCAGCAUUUUCAUCUGCAACUAACCAACUACUCUUUACGCUUAAAGUGAACCUCGCGUAUUUGUCUUUGACAUGGCUAAAGCAUUGCUUUGGCACCAUUUGGUGCAAAGGAACAACGGUGAUGUGAUAUGAAGCAUUUCAUUUCGACAAAACAAGCACUUUGGCGCCAUUUUGAGGUCGGCACACAUAAUUUGGAGGGUUGGGGGGUGUCAAUUCCUUGCGUAUUUUUAGCAAGGGUUGACCGCAUGGCAUGCGGAUGAUACGUGAUGUCGUUUGUCUUAAAUUGAUGACAUUUUGCUAGUCAUUGUGUAGGAUAUUCGUAAAAUACACACAAAAAGUCAUUUGCCGAGACGAGUGGCUUUUGUUGUUGUACUUCGAACCGUGCAUAUAACACCCCAGACACCCCCCCCCCUUUUUUUUUUUUCUUCCUCAUCACUACAUUUGAACUGUUUAUGAAUUUAAUCCCAACACCGACACCUGAAUGCCUGCGUGGAUGACACUGAAUGAAGAAAAAGAAAAGGCAUCGACUGUCUUCUCGAAAGUAUUUUUUGUAGCCGACCGUUUAGCAAAAUGAAAUUAAACGUGCACCUUUAAAUUGUGCCACCUGCAUGAUUAUUGUUCUACUGCAUCAUGUUCAAACACGUCCCUCAUAGUCCUGUACAGUACGUUUCCGUUCCUGCAAUAAUGAUCUCGGUUUCUCAGGGCAACCCAGCCUCCUUAAACACGCUGCAGACACAAAAAACACUAAACAUCUGCACGGGUUCUACUUUUAUAUUUACGCAUUCCUCUCAGGAGUCCCGCUGCCCACCCCUGAGAUUGAAAAAAAAAAAAAAAAAACAAAAAAAAAAAACACUUGAUGUCAGCAUUGCUGGGCCAGUUUUGUGUCCGUUUCUCUUGUUUCAAGUGUCUUUACGGUGACGAUGCUCAGAUUAUGUGCCUGUUAAAAUUGUGUAAACAGUUCAGCGUCUCCACGCAAAUUUUUUGGGGAAAUGUGUCAUUCAUCAGCUCCUUCUUCUUCUUCCCCUGCUGUGCACGCACGAUUCAGUUUUUCCAGGCCUAUUUUGGAAAAUCCGAUUGAGAUUUUCGAGCGUUCCCCGUGGCAGAACGCGGGGCAUGUAGAAUGGAUUGCGAUAGGGACCAAAUGUUCACGUCACGAGUGCAUUUUUUUGGAAGCUUCCAUGUGCGGAAAUGAAGAGGUCUUUUCUUUUAUCUCCUAAUCAGGAUUAUGACAGAUAAGGGUAGAACAUACACGCUCUGAACUGAGAUCCUGUGGCCUUCAGAUUUUUCCACCAGUGUAUGUUGAUCCCUUAAAUUGUCUGCGUUUGUUUCAUUAUGGCUAAAAUUGACAAGAAAAAAAAAAGACUGUGAUGUCGUCACGCAGUAAUUCAAUGUAGUUUCCACCGCAUUAAAGGAUUUGUCGUUGCUGUAAUUUGGGAAAUUUAUUUUAAUUACUGUCGUCAAUUAAAAAAAAAACUAUAGUAAUACUUUAGCCAUAUGGUACGGGUAUAUCAAUUUCAAAUCUUUGAGAAGACAUUAACGCAGUGUGAAACAAAAGCCGGCUUGUCCACAGUCUGCCAUCAGACCAUCACCCGACAUCAAAACAUUUCACUUUACAAGUGCACCGAGUUGUCAAGAAACGUGAACGUCACUGCCUGGCAGGGAAAAAUGAGCUUACGACGUUGUUUGUCCAAUCAGGGAAUGGGAUGCAGGCGAUUUCGGAGUCAAAUUUAAAAACAUAUCAUUCACCUUGUUGCGUGCUAGACUCACGACGUGCUUGGAAUUUGAAGACUUUCAAAUGUUGUUGUUGUUGUCAUCCACCUGCUACCUUGAAUUAAACUCGAGGUUUUCAAA